UAGAGAAAAUUUAAUUUCACGAUAAAAAUAUAUCUAUAUAAAACAACGAUAAAUAUAAAUGUAGAGUACAUUUUUGACAGCGACGUUAUAAAUAUGGACUGGCCAUUGAAGAGAGAAUAUUGACUCUAAUAACUAAAAAAUGGUGAAGAGAUGCAGGUCUGGGCAUUUACGUCACUCAUACACUUCAUCAUGAUGUUUUACGUGUUGCAUAUUUCCAUGUGAAAAUUUUGGGGCUUUAUUUGACACAUGAUUACAGUGACGUCACACCUAGUCAUGUUAUCAUAUCUAUUGUUGUUGCCCGUUGAUUUGAUAUUUGAUAAUUUGUUUCAAAACAAACGAAAUGUCUAUGUUUGCUUUACUUACAUAUCUAAUUUCUCAUUUAGAUAUUUAUUGAAAGCUGUGAUUUUUCUGUCCAGAAUAUAUCAAUUUAUUGGACACGACCUUUCAUUUUCUAUUUUCUGAAUUUUCCUAGUGUUAAUGAUGUUCACUGACGACGUUUGUCGUUAUAGAGUAUUAAUCCAAACAGGAGGUCGGAUGGAUAAGGGAAGGUCUGUAGACUGGAAAGUGAUUGUAAUACUGGCUGUUCUUAUCACUCCUCCGCUAUUAUUUUACAUAAUUUAUGCGAUUGUGUUUGGAAUAUAUCCUAGUCUGAAAUACCCUGGAGUUACCAUGAAUGUACCCGAACAAAGUAUUAAUCGUGCCGUAUUAUACAACUCCAUACAAAAUUCAUCAUUCAAAACCAACUUCCAGUUGAAAGAACGGAAAGCAAAUUACGUGAAAACUUAUAAGCUAGUCUGCUACUAUUCAUUGCCUACUACAGCUGAUUCACUGCAAGUAGAUGAACUGGAUCCUUAUUUAUGUACCCAUAUUAAUGUUGCAUUUGCAAAAGUAGUAAAUAAUUCUAUCCUGAUUAAUGAAUCUCAGAAGGAAAGUCUGGAAAAACUCGUCAACUUGAAAAAUAUCAACAAGGAUCUGAAAAUACUGAUGUCUGUAGGAGGUUCUGGGAAUGAUGUUGGUUUUCCAGAAAUGAUAUCAAAUCACAAAAAAAAUUUUAUACAGUCUGUGAGGAGCUACGUCAAAAAUUUCAAAAUUGAUGGAGUUGAUCUUGACUGGGAGUUUCCAAAUGAACACCAGAAAGUUCAUUUUACUCAACUACUUGAAGAAUUCAGAAAAAGCAUUAACAGGAAUCCAAAUUAUCCAUAUCUUUUAACAGUAGCAGUGGCAGCUCCAUAUACAAUUGUCGACAGCUCUUAUGCUGUUUCAUAUAUGAAUGAGUUCGUGGAUUUUAUCAAUUUAAUGUCUUACGACUAUCACUUUUACACGAGAGAAACGCCCUUCACUGGAAUAAAUAGUCCUUUAUAUGCAUCUGACAACGAAAAAUUUAUCUUUUCUACUCUGAAUGUUAAUUUUUCUGCGUAUUAUUGGAACCAUUCGGGAAUGGAACGCAGCAAAAUAAUUAUAGGAUUGCCAACCUAUGGCCAUACUUUCAGGCUGGCAAACCCAAACAACAAUGGUAUGUAUGCUCCAGCACUUGGUUAUGGAGAACUAGGAAACUCAGGAUUUGUUGAUUUCCCUCAGUUAUGUCAAUUUCUAGCUUCUAAUCAAAUCACACCAAUUUUUGACAUAGAAAACAAGAGCCCAUAUGCGUUCAAGGAAUAUGAAUGGGUAUCUUUUGAUAAUAGCCAGAGUCUCAGAUAUAAGGCUGAGUACAUAAGGGAUAACAGGUUUGGAGGGGCAAUGGUGUGGUGCUUGAAUUCAGAUGAUUAUAAGGGACUUUGUCAAAGUGAAAAUGGGGGUGGUAAGAGGUUUCCUUUAAUAUCGACUAUUAAGAAUGUAUUUGCCAAUGGAAACCAGUUGUAGAGAAUGGGUACCUUUCAUUGAGGAUUUAUUACUCACACAUGGAGGUGCUGUGUUGUGUUGAUAACAAUAUAAUCAUGCAAGCUAAUUUACCAAUACAUUUUCUAGACUCACAUUGUACAGUGGCGGCGUAUGUCAGAUAUCCAACGCUCUCCGUGGUAUUAGCCAGAGGAGUAGUUGUUUUCUGAUAGGUGUCAGUCCAUUGAUCUACAGUGUAGGCCUGAACGAAUUGUUCUUUCAGAUGAUAUGAUUCACAGUCGGUCUUCAAAUAUGCCCACCUACUAUAUGUGAGCCCAUACAGCAUGCACCGUGCCGCUUACCUUUGGAUAUUUUAAAUUAUUUGUGAAUGUGUUUCCGAAUCUGACCACACAAACCUUUGAAUUCACCUCACAUUGCUAGUCACAGUAGCACACGGUGAAAUAUCAUUUUCGAAACAGAAGAUUAUUAAAAACUUCUUUAGAUCAACACUGUCGCAAAGUCGAUUAACAUAUUUAUUAUUUUCUUAUUAGUCAGUGGGAUUAACAUGCUUGAAGACUGGCAGUAAACAAAUCCAAAGAA
Molecule: messenger RNA, 2415 nt
Organism: Leptinotarsa decemlineata (Colorado potato beetle)
Lineage: Eukaryota; Metazoa; Arthropoda; Insecta; Coleoptera; Chrysomelidae
Product: chitinase-3-like protein 2
Biological process (GO): carbohydrate metabolic process; chitin catabolic process
Cellular component (GO): extracellular region
Molecular function (GO): chitin binding; chitinase activity
Source: RefSeq, a predicted model, not a curated record